This is a messenger RNA of Sardina pilchardus (European sardine), 2716 nucleotides long. RefSeq lists its product as uncharacterized. The coding region runs from base 22 to 2625 and encodes 867 amino acids. The transcript is spliced from 20 exons. Lineage: Eukaryota; Metazoa; Chordata; Actinopteri; Clupeiformes; Clupeidae. Gene Ontology annotation, biological process: mitotic spindle assembly checkpoint signaling. The record is from RefSeq and is a predicted model, not a curated record.
UGUUUUUUAAAAAUCACAGAGAUGGAAACUGGAUGCCACGAUAAACGCACUCCUGUCAAAAGACCAAAACCCUACUGUAAAUACCGCGACCAAUGGGACAGCGAAUUUACUUUUCUGCGGAGGAGCCGGUUUGGGAAUAGUCACGCGUUUUGUAUGGUUUGUAACAGCGACUUGAGCAUCUCGCACGGGGGAAGGAACGAUAUAAGGCAACACGAGAAAUCCGCUAAGCACAAGCGGGGGCUAGAGCUAGAGGCACAACAACAUGCUCAGCCGACGUCCGCAUUCGUGACGGCAAAUGCCACCGAGACAGAUCAGGUCACAAGUGAAGAGGUACAAAUGACGGAGAUUAGUGAACUUGGUCAACAUAUGGACACACACAGACAAGCCUGCAUCGACCUGGAGAAGGCCACUCUGUGCAUCACACAAGCAUUAGAGGCGAACGAGCUUGGUCAGCAUUCGGGCGUGAGUCACAAGCAAGUCUGCCUUGACCUGGAGAAGGCCACUCAAUGCAUCACACAAGCAUUACAGCAUGAAGUAGGUCGGAACCAGGAGCUCUGUAUGCUGAUUCGUCGUCUGGAGGAGAAGGAGGCGGGGACUGGGCGGAGCCUAACACAGCAGAUGGAGUCAAACAAGCAGCUGAAGCUGAAGAUCGAUGAGUUGCAUAAACAUCUGGGGGAGAAGGACCACUCACUGAUGCAGGUCAAACAGACUGUAGUUUUGCUGAAGAGGGAACUAAGGGACCUGCGUCAACAGCGGCAAAGCCAACAGACUAAUAGGACGGUGCAGGACGGGAGUGAGUGGCUGCAGAGUGGAGAGACCCAGAUCAGGCAAAUCCGGAUUCCCAGCUCUCCGCUCCACUCAGAUCAGCUAACCGCCGAGGAUCCGCCGGUGAGCUCAUCUGCCGGGCAGAUUCCGCCGCCCGUAUCCUCGGACGCCCAGGGUGGGCAGAUUCCGCCGCCCGUGUCCUCCGACGUCCAGAGUGGGCUGCUCUCGGGGAUUAAAGAAGAGAAUCCUGACCAUGGAUAUGAGGAGUGGAGUCAAUAUGGGAGAGCUGACCCCAGAACAGAGCAAACGACCUCUUCAGCUGCAGACAUUAAAAGCGAACAGAUCCAGACUUCACUGGUCUCGUCUGACGGUCAGAGGCUGCUGGAGGCUCCAGUCUCUGAAGAUGAAGAUGAUGAUGAUGACGAUGAUGAAGAGUAUGGAGAGUACGGUCAUCCAGUAAAACGAAGAAAGAGGAAGAACUCCGGACCAGACCAGACCAUGAAUCCGUCUGCAGAAAUAAAAGCUGAGCAGAUGUUCCAAGUGGUGGAGUUUUAUAAAGACAAGCCGAUAACCGUGGCUGUGGUGGUGAAGUCGUGGAUUGCUACCACUUCAGAGGGCCUGAUCUGCUACUGGCCGCCAUCCAAAGCCUCAAAGAAGGCCAGGAGAGGGGUUGCCCCUGACAACGACCGGUGGCAACAGCGCUCCGUGAGAAUAGUGCCACACACACCCACUAAUGACUACACUAAGGCUUUGCAUUGGGCAAAGAAGGCAGAGACCCAGUGUAAUGUGGAGAGCAACUCUGAAGUGGGAAAGAGGAGAAACGUUGUACCGGCCCGAUAUCAAGAGGACUCUUCGGACAGCAGUACAACCGACAACGAGGACCAACCAUGGCCCAGGGCUGGCCACCAUAUCUCUGCCCCACCAUCACCAUCACCACCACCAUCACCACCACCACCACCACAGCCAGGAUACCAACAGCAUGACAGUGGUUUGACACCGAACGGCGGGCAUAUAUUCAGAGGCAGUAAUGGCGUUGCAUUUGAACUCACAGACAUGGCAAGCCAGGCAGGGGACGUUCAACAACUCACAGACACGGCAAGCCAGGCAGGGGACGUUCAACAUCUCACAGACAUGGCAAGCCAGACAGGGGACGUUAAAGAACUCACAGACACGGCAAGCCAGGCAGGGGACGUUCAACAACUCACAGACGCCACAGACCAGGCAGGGGACGUUCAACAACUCAUGGCAAUGAUGACCUCGUUCCAGACGAAGGUGUUAAGCAAGAUGGAGCAGAUCCUGGAGACCAAGCAGGAGCUGAUCAGGCUGGUGUGUGCGGCGGCGGCGGCGGCGUCGUCGUCGUCGGUGGUGGUGCCGUCCAGGAGUCUGCUGAUGGAGCCUCUGUCCAGACCCUGCGCCACCCAGCAGGACCUCGACGCCCUGUGCGCUCGCAUCCUCACCGAGGACACCUUCCCCAAGCAACUGGUGUCGGCGCUGUGCCUCGACGGCUCCAAGCGGCUGGGCCUGACGGUGCGGCGCAUGAUGUGUCGCCUGGGCACCAGGGAGCUGUGGUCCGCGUUCAGCCUGAGAGGCAGGAAGAAGAAGGCCUGUUUCGCUGACCUGCCCCUGCUGCAGGUGCUAACCAUGGCCUGCACUACAUGCCACCCUGAAGUCAAGAUAGCAGACGUGGAGAAAGAGGUGGCGGAAUUUCUUAAACAUGCCCCCUUUAAAAAGGGUGGAACUGGCAAGAGUGGAUCGUCAGCUAGCUUCGUUGUAGAGGACUCGGCUGCACCUGAUCAUCACCACCUGCUCAGUGCUAGUCCAGGUUGCCCUAGCCCAAGCCACAACAUGUUGCUCUUCUAAGUAAACACGUCUGAAAGUUGUUGUUCUUUUAAAUAAAUAUGUCUGAAAGUUGUUGUUCUUUUAAAUAAAUAUGUCUGAAAGUUUAGCUGUU